GAUAUUGGCCUGAGACUAUAUGAAUGAAUGUCAUCGAAUUGUGGAUAUUGCCCGUGGCACUACCUAAUGAUAAUCGGCUAAGAUUUUUUUUUAUUAAUUUGGUUGAAAAAAAAUCAAAAUUUCAAGAGUGUAGAAAAAAUUUUUUUCUGAAACAACCUUCGUAUAUCAAUCAUCUUAUUGCCAUUGAAAUGAGAGAGAAAAAAUAUAUAUAUUGAUCAUCGAUAAUGAUCAACAGUAUAAAUGAAGAAUUUGAUCCAUAUAUAAAAUGAUGAUGAUUAUAAUGAACGAUAAGAUUUAAUCAAUAAAUCAUUUAGAAGAAAAGUAUUUAUGCGUGCAACAAGUAGCCGAUAUGAAACCAAGUUCAGUAUAGUAGUAUUGGCUUCACAUUUUUUUUUUUUUUAAUUCGGUUCAUCGAAUUCGAUUUUAGCCAUUGUUGAUGGUAUAAAUUUUCUCGUCAAUCAUAUAACGAUUUUCAUUGAUCAACGACAAUUCAUUCUGACAACAUCGGUUCAACAACGGUACUGUUUUUCAAUAGAAAUCAAAAACGAUGUCUUCAUUAUUAUUAUCUCAAUCGAUCAUUUCAAGUACGGAGAAUAGUUUACGAGAAAAGAGUCUUCAACGAAAAAUUCAUCAACAUCAACAUCAACAACAUCUUCAUCCGAAUCAUAUUGGCCGUUAUAAUCCUAAUUUUAGUGUUGAUAAACAUGAUUCAUAUCAAUAUGGCAACAAUCGGCCACGAUUAAUUGUAACCGAUGUUCAUGAUCGUCAAUCUAGUGCUGAUAUUUCUAAAUUUUGUUGGCUAAUAUUCAUUUCCGUUUUGGUACUAAUCUUUUAUCUAUUGAUUUUUUCAUUGAUUUCAUUGAUUUGUUAUGUACUGUUCAUUUGGAUACCGAAUGAUAUUGAACGAAAUAAAUUGAAUAAUGAACUGUAUGAUUCGAUUGUCAUUGGUGAACCACAAAAUAUGUUAUUAGUAGGACAAUUACCACAAUAUGAUAGGAAAUUAUUAUGGACAAAAAAUUUAUAUGUAUUCGAAUCAAAACAAACAGAAGAUUUAAUGAAUUUGGCUACAAAACCAUUGUUAUUACAGAAUAGAUAUCCGGCACUAUUUUGGAAUGAAGAUUUUCGUUCAAUUAUAAUCAAUGAUCAUGUUACCGGUGCAAUAUGGCUAAAUGAUUUAGGUGAUUUGAUUUUUGUAUUCAUGGCACCAUUGAAUGAAACCACCAUUAGUAUUGUACGAUUUCAACCAUCCAUCAAUCAUAUCCGAACAGAUAUACAGACAAUCAAUCCAAACGAAUCAAUUCUACCCAUAUCUUCGAUUGAUCCUGGAACAGAAUUGAGAUUGAUUCAAACAAAAAAUGGAACAUCAAUUAAAGUAUUGAUCAAUCAAGAUAAUAUAGAUCGAUUUCUUUGUUUACAUACCGUUAAUGAAACAUUACGACGAAUUGAUUUAAGUGAACAAAUCUGUCCAAAUAGUUCAAUGCUAUGGCCACAUUUUAAUGUAGGAUACGGAAAUGGUACAUCAUUACAUUUGUUUACCGAACAAAAACAACAAGUAUUGAUUGUACCGGAAAAUGUUCUAUAUCGAUUAGGUGUGGAAUAUCAUUUUGAAUUCAUUGAAAUCUCACAAUUAAUAUCGAAUCGUUUGUUUCCAUUGAUCGGUGAUUGGAUUAUAAUCGCUGUGGCCAGUUCAAUUCUAUUCAUAAUGAUUGUUUUGGUAUUGAAAUAUAUGAUGAUGAAACGUCAUCGACCAAUGAAUAAUAAUAAUGUGUCAUCUUCAUUCAAUAAUGGAUCCGAUGAAACACAUCCAUUAUUGAAUCGUCGAUCGAAUAGAAAUGAUGAUGAAAUGAAUGGAUGUUGUCGAUUCAAAUGGACAAUUUUGAGUUGGUGUCAACAUUGUCAUCAUCAGGAAUCUUGCCAUAGAUUAUCAUCAAACAAUGCCACCAUAACAUCGAACAUACGUUCAUCCGAUCGUCGACAUACUGAACCAGCACAGAAUGCAAAAAAUUAUGUCAAAAUCUAAAUUAUCAUCGUUGAUCAUCAUCAUCAUCAUCAUGUAAUUAUCAUUUUUGUCCGGUUUACUAUGACACAGAUGAAAUUAUGAUGUUCAUCAUUUUUUUUUCUUCAUCGUGCAUUCACACUGACGACCUGAUAAUGGAAUUUUUUUUUCUACUACUUUUGACUGGGUCAUUGAUUUUUUUAAAAAAUAUUUUGUUUGUUUGUUUUGUUUUGUUUUGUUUUCGUUGAACAAAAAUCAAUAAUUGAUGAUCAAUAAUCAUUGAUGAAUAAAUUAAAAUUAUGGGGUCAAAUUCCACAUAUGACAAUGUA
Messenger RNA from Dermatophagoides farinae (American house dust mite), 2325 nucleotides. RefSeq lists its product as uncharacterized. The record is from RefSeq and is a predicted model, not a curated record. Lineage: Eukaryota; Metazoa; Arthropoda; Arachnida; Sarcoptiformes; Pyroglyphidae.